Molecule: messenger RNA, 234 nt
Organism: Funneliformis mosseae
Lineage: Eukaryota; Fungi; Glomeromycota; Glomeromycetes; Glomerales; Glomeraceae
Source: the annotation of a GenBank genome assembly
AUGAUUCAGGAAAAUUUCCGUUUAAAACCCGUAAAACCAACCACACGAACAAAACUGCAGAUGUUGACCCAUUAUUCGUAUAACUUUAUUAGGGUUGCUGCUAAAGCGAUAAUCAUUGCACUUGAAUUGGAAACCGAUAACGCAAUUGAAAAUAUUCUUUCUCAAGCAUUAUUUAACGAUUCUUUAGAAAAUUAUCUAAAACGCACAUCCGCUGAUUGUCAAAAUUACUAUUGA